CUCACUCGACUGCUUCAGUCUGUUAGAUCCAAUAUGGCGGCCUCCACAGCUUCACGUGAGCUUUUCUCGGAGGGAGUCCGAGCGGUUCUGCACAGCUGGCCCGUCCUCCAGAUCGCUGUGGAUAACGGGUUUGGAGGCGUGUACGGGCAGCAGAAAGCCGAUUGGAUGGUAGACGUGGUCCAACAGUAUUUCCAUGACAACUCUGACCUGCAGCAGUCUGAGGUCGAGGACUUCAUCGCUCAGCUGAUGGAUCAGGAGUUUGACACAGUGGUGGAUGAUGGGAGUUUACCUGAGGUAACGCUCAGUCUGCAGCAGAUGUUCACUCAGUGGCAGCAGGGGGCGCUGCAGCAGCUCCAACACACCAUCAACACUCUAACCCAGAAGAAGAGUCAGAGGGCAAAGGUCACAGCUCCGCCCCCACAGUCUGAUGAAGACAGCGAUGAAGACGACACACAGGGGAUGGAGUGUGAGUCAUCCGGCCCGUCAGUCAGCAGGACAGAAGCUCCGCCCCCUCAGGAAGAAGAUGACGGCUGGACGGUGGUGCGAAAGAAGAAGUGAACAGAGGGAGCUGACCUAUGACCUCAACAAAGGACUGUGUGUGUGUGUGUGUGUGUGUGUGUGUGUGUGUGUGUGUGUGUGUGUGUGUGUGUGUGUGUGUGUGUGUGUGUGUGUGUGUGUGUCAAACCAUUUUAUAUUAAACAUGAAAAAUCAGCUGCUGUUUUUAUCCUCUCUGCUUUCAUCAUACUGUGACAUCACACUACUGGGAUGGAAGACCUUCUCCCUCAGGGUCAGGGGUCAAAGGUCAGGGUAAGAUUCAUGAGUCAGGGAUUAUUAAAAGGUCGGAGGUCAAAAUUCAGAAAUUUUUAUUUUGACGGAAGACAUUUCACACUGACAGACACGUAGAAAAAAAAUUUGUCUCUGGUGAUGUCACUGCUGAUGUCAUCGAUACAGGGAAGCGGGGUAGGCGGUGGGGGGGGGGGGUCAGAGGUUAUUUCAAGGCACUAUUUAUUACAUGAAUACAGGUGAGGAGGUCAGAGGUCAUCCUAGGACCACGCCCCUCCGGAGAAAAAUACUGUCAUCAGUAACUGAGAGGUUCAGGUGCUAACAGGAAGCUACAGUGUUUACGUCCAAUCCAAAGCUGACUUUCAUCAUCACAGGCGUUCAGGAGUCUCUGAUCAGUAACCAAUAACUUUCAUAAACAGCGAGAAGUGAAGUUCAAAUUAACUCGAGAAAAUAAAUCAACAAGAGUCGGAAAAAAAGAAACAAGACGAGAAAAGUUUGAGAAAGAAGCUGAACUGUGAAGAACAGAAAACAGAGCUCAGGCUGAAUCCAAACAACACCUGAAGAGGAGCGCUCUUUAACAUUUACAGGAUCAGAACUCAGAG
Molecule: messenger RNA, 1385 nt
Organism: Labrus mixtus (cuckoo wrasse)
Lineage: Eukaryota; Metazoa; Chordata; Actinopteri; Labriformes; Labridae
Gene: tsr2
Product: TSR2 ribosome maturation factor
Exons: 5
Coding region: 34-558 (174 amino acids)
Biological process (GO): maturation of SSU-rRNA from tricistronic rRNA transcript (SSU-rRNA, 5.8S rRNA, LSU-rRNA)
Cellular component (GO): nucleus
Source: RefSeq, a predicted model, not a curated record